CAAUCAAUCGCCUCCUUGGCGACAAACAAUACCGUCAACACUAAAUUCCACACUGCAUCUUCUCCUCACACACUGCCCACAGUGUUUAUUCACUUCCACCAAAACCUCCCCCCUAUAAAUCCCCUCAACUCUGCCAUCUUUCUAUCUCCAAACCAAUCACUUCUCUUACAACUGAACCAUAACAAACAGAUCAAAAAUGAAUUCCAGCAACGCGAUUUGCCCCGCCGCCCCAUCCGCCGCCGCGUCAUCGGGCACUCUAGGCCGACACCUGGCGCGGCGGCUGGUCCAGAUAGGCGCGACGGACGUCUUCUCCGUCCCAGGGGACUUCAACCUCACCCUCCUCGACCACCUCAUCGACGAGCCCGGCCUCAACCUCAUCGGCUGCUGCAACGAGCUCAACGCCGGGUACGCCGCCGACGGCUACGCCCGGGCAAAGGGUGUCGGCGCCUGCGCCGUCACCUUCACCGUGGGCGGCCUCAGCGUGCUCAACGCCAUCGCCGGGGCCUACAGCGAGAACUUGCCUGUCAUCUGCAUCGUCGGCGGCCCCAACUCCAACGAUUACGGAACCAAUCGGAUCCUGCAUCACACCAUCGGCCUGCCCGAUUUCACCCAGGAGCUCCGCUGUUUUCAGACCGUCACUUGUUUUCAGGCCGUGGUUAAUAACCUGGAUGAUGCCCAUGAGUUGAUCGAUACCGCCAUUUCCACUGCUCUGAAAGAGAGUAAGCCUGUUUAUAUAAGCAUAAGCUGCAAUUUGCCUGCCAUUCCUCAUCCUACUUUUGCCAGAGAGCCUGUCCCAUUUUUUCUUGCUCCAAAGGUUAGCAAUCAGCUUGGUCUUGAAGCAGCAGUGGAAGCAACGGCCGAGUUUCUGAAUAAAGCAGUCAAGCCAGUGAUUAUAGGAGGACCAAAGCUGAGGUUUUCAAAGGCGCAAAAGGCUUUCGUUGAACUCGCAGAUGCUUGUGGCUAUCCGAUAGCCGUGAUGCCCUCGGGCAAGGGACUCGUCCCGGAGAGUCAUCCGCACUUCAUAGGCACCUACUGGGGAGCGGUGAGCACCUCCUUCUGUGGCGAGAUUGUGGAAUCGGCUGAUGCAUACAUCUUCCUUGGCCCUAUCUUCAACGACUACAGCUCGGUCGGCUACUCUCUGUUGAUCAAGAAGGAGAAAUCUGUGAUCGUGCAGCCCAACCGCGUGACCAUAGGCAACGGCCCUUCCUUUGGUUGGGUUUUCAUGACUGAUUUCCUGACCGCAUUGGCCAAGAGGCUGAAGAGAAACACCACGGCUAUGGAGAACUACCGAAGGAUAUAUGUCCCUCCUGGCAUUGCUCUGAGACACGAUAAGGAUGAGCCAUUGAGGGUUAACAUCCUCUUCAAGCACAUCCAGGAAAUGCUGAGUGGCAAUAGUGCAGUGAUCUCAGAGACAGGGGAUUCAUGGUUCAACUGUCAGAAGCUUCGUCUCCCGGAGAAUUGUGGGUACGAGUUUCAGAUGCAGUAUGGAUCAAUCGGGUGGUCAGUUGGUGCAACUCUUGGCUAUGCGCAGGCUGCUAACGAUAAGCGCGUCAUUGCCUGCAUAGGCGAUGGAAGUUUCCAGGUGACGGCUCAGGAUAUAUCCACCAUGAUAAGAUGUGGGCAGAAGAGCAUCAUAUUCCUAAUCAACAACGGUGGAUACACGAUUGAAGUCGAGAUACACGACGGGCCGUACAAUGUGAUCAAGAACUGGGACUACACAGGCCUUGUGGAUGCUAUUCACAAUGGAGAAGGCAAAUGCUGGACUGCAAAGGUGAAAACGGAAGAUGAGUUGGUGGAAGCCAUAGCAACGGCGACAGAGACGCACAAGGAGUCGUUGUGCUUCAUUGAAGUGUUUGUUCACAAGGAUGACACGAGCAAAGAGCUGCUGGAAUGGGGAUCUCGUGUCUCUGCUGCUAAUAGUCGACCUCCCAAUCCUCAAUAAGAUAAUCAAUGGACAAAAUAAAAAUCUGCUUGCUCUGAAUUUGCGUUGCUCUUUUGUAAUAGGAGCGUGUCGUUUUUAUUUCUUCGGUUCAUAUGCAACUAAGCCAGUGUAUAAUGAAGAAAGAGUUAUUUGGGAA
Salvia hispanica is the source of this 2078-nucleotide messenger RNA. Its product is annotated as pyruvate decarboxylase 1. Gene Ontology annotation, molecular function: thiamine pyrophosphate binding; pyruvate decarboxylase activity; magnesium ion binding. Lineage: Eukaryota; Viridiplantae; Streptophyta; Magnoliopsida; Lamiales; Lamiaceae. Gene Ontology annotation, cellular component: cytosol. The record is from RefSeq and is a predicted model, not a curated record.